Molecule: messenger RNA, 711 nt
Organism: Cladocopium goreaui
Lineage: Eukaryota; Dinophyceae; Suessiales; Symbiodiniaceae
Source: the annotation of a GenBank genome assembly
AUGCUUUCUGCUGCUCCAAGCCAUGGUCUUCAGCUGCUUGAACAGACUUUAGGUUGUCAAAGAACAUCAGCUCGUGCAAGGUCUGGAGGGUUUGGAGGGUUUGGAGCUGCAUCACUUUCAAGGCAUGCCUUCAGUUGGACAGCUCUAGGAGUUGCUGUGCUAAGAUCAAGAAAGUAUCUUCCAACUCGCUUGACAAGAUCGGCCUUCGAGAACGAGUUGGGAGUUCAGCCGCCCUUGGGCUUUUGGGAUCCAAUGGGCUUCACGGAUGAUGGUGACAUUGCUGCUUACCGAAGACGACGAUCAGUGGAGUUCAAACAUGGACGGAUUGCAAUGCUUGCUACAAUGGGUUUCAUGACGCCAGAAAUCAUUGGACGUUGGCCUGGGUAUCUUUCACCUUCUAUGGAUUUGAAAUUUUCUGACGUCCCAAAUGGUUUGGCAGCGCUGAACGUUGUUCCAUCGCUAGGUUGGACCCAAAUCUUGAUUUACUUCGGCUUGAUUGAAUAUAGCGCAGGGUUUGAAGACUACCGAACUGGAACCCCUGGCGACUAUGCUUGGAAAGUGUUAACUUCGGAUGAUUCUGAAGAGAGACGCCGCAAGCUCAAUGCAGACUUAGCCAAUGGAAGGCUGGCAAUGGUAGCCAUCAUGGCCAUCUUGUUUCAAAACGGAAUUGCCGGGACGACGGGUCCAGAGAUGUGGAUUCCAAGACUUUAG